Solanum verrucosum is the source of this 492-nucleotide messenger RNA. RefSeq names its product non-specific lipid-transfer protein 1-like. Gene Ontology annotation, cellular component: membrane. The coding region runs from base 1 to 492 and encodes 163 amino acids. NCBI's taxonomy places the organism in Eukaryota, Viridiplantae, Streptophyta, Magnoliopsida, Solanales, Solanaceae. The transcript has 2 exons. Gene Ontology annotation, biological process: lipid transport. Gene Ontology annotation, molecular function: lipid binding. The record is from RefSeq and is a predicted model, not a curated record.
AUGUUAAACAAGCAACUAUUCCCUUUGUUUCUCGUUUACAUAGCGGUGGCCGUAGCCACGGCCACCGCGUCAUCUAAAGCUGCUAAGGAUACACUGGUCACGUGCAACAUGGUGUAUAGUAGCCUCGAACCAUGUCUUGGUUACGUGUUAGGUGGUGGAUUAAGCGUCCCGUCAGAGUGUUGCGGUGGGAUUAAAUCUCUCCUCAGCACGGGACGUACCAUAAAUGACCGCCAAAGCGCUUGCAAAUGCAUAAAGAGCGCUGGUUCAAACGCUAACGAAGCUCAAGUCAAUCGUGCUGCUACACUCCCUAGAAUUUGUAAGACCAAUGUUCCUUUCAAGAUUAGUCCACAUGUUGACUGUUCUAAGAGUAUGAAUACUCGUCCAGCUGUCAAAGUGUUGUACAACUGUAAAAGCUGUCUGCAUCAGAAAGUUGGUGAAGCUGCAGAGUACUUCACCAAUCAGAAGCAAGGAGGUUGCUUGUACGUUUGGUAA